This is a messenger RNA of Exserohilum turcica Et28A, 1993 nucleotides long. RefSeq lists its product as uncharacterized. Lineage: Eukaryota; Fungi; Ascomycota; Dothideomycetes; Pleosporales; Pleosporaceae. The record is from RefSeq and is a predicted model, not a curated record. The coding region runs from base 261 to 1979 and encodes 572 amino acids. The transcript is spliced from 3 exons.
GCUCGCUUCCUCGCGCCCUCUCUGCCAAGCCCUACAUCAAACAUGCCGUGUUUCCACCACCGAAACAAAGGUGCAGCAGCACCCUUCUCAAUCCAGCCCUUGCUCCCGCAGAUGAAGCUUUUGUGGUGCCUGGAGCUACGCAUCAAAUAGCUUGGGGUCGCUGCCUGAUUUGGUUUCCUUGAUCUUCUUACACUCCGUUUGCUCUCCUUGAGCCUGUACAUUGCUCGAUACCCCAAGACCGUCCACUGCUCAACGGCGCCAUGUACAUUGACACCGCAACGGCAAACAGCCGCUCAGCCCGGCCCCAAAUCAUAAUCUCGCCGUCUUUUCCCCAUGACGGCUCGUCGCCGCUCCUAGAGACUUUCAUAGGCCAGGAUGCAGAGGCCCCUCCCAGCUAUCUCGAGGCUACUACCCCCGGCCUCUACACAAGUCGGCAGAGCGGCGAAGAGGGCGCCAGGCUGCUCUCCUUUGACGGCCGACGAGCCAGAGAUGCCACCUUCAAGGAGGACCAGUAUGCCCGACAGAGCCUGUGGAAGCGCUGCAUCCGGAGCCCAUGGUUCAGAUUGCUCGCAGCCAUGAUUGUCUUCCUGAUGAUAAUCAUCAUGAUGAUCUUGAUGGCGGCCGCUGUAUCCAUUCGAAGAGAUCAGCAAAAGAAGGUGUUGCACAUGCCGUCACACUCAGCAACAGCACAACCUGGCGCUGGCGAUGACGACGACUCCAGUCGGCCAGAUCUUAUUGCCAUCCCAUGGCCAUCGCCCUCGGCAGCAGCGCAGCCCCCAGCGUCGGCAGACUCGGCACAGGCUUUCCCGAUUCGAUGGCCAUCAAAAUGUGGCAAGGAGUACAGCGUCAGGACGGAAUGGUAUGACUUUGGCAAGACGAGCGAUCUCCACAUCCAGGAGGCAAUACAUCAACUGGAUGGCUCCUACAGACGCGUUGCGGGUUGGGUACACAUUGCCCAAGCACCCGCUGAGCAAGCCCCGGGUACUGUCAAGGUCAAGAUGUCGUAUGCGAUUUCAUCCACGGUCAGCGUCAACAGCGUCAAGUACUCGCGUACUCCAACAGGACUGGUUAUUGGUGAUCCCUCGUUCCCAGACGGCUUUGACGGCGUGCGAGCUGGUAAGGCAUGCCUCGGCAUGUCAGUUGUGAUAUAUGUUGCGUCGGGAGCCUCGAUGAAGACACUCAAGAUUGCGUCCAAUCACAUGGGCAUGCAGAUUCACCGCGGCGCCAACUUUACCGUCACAGAUUCCACAUCGAUAUCCCUCACCACGGGCACACUGGAUGCCGUCAGCUUCGACUCGCGACAAACACAUCUGAAGACCAUUUCUGGCUCCAUUAGCGGCAAGUUUGCCCUCCGCGACCUCCUGUCCAUUGUAACAAAGAGCGGCUCCGUCAACAUUGACGUUGAGCCCCGGGAGGCUGCUCCGGGUUCAUCUAAUCCCGCCGUCUUCAUGGUUGAUUCGCUGUCUGGCAGCAUCCGGACCGACUUCAAGCGAAAGCGGAUUCCUGAGCGAGACUAUCAGACUUUUGUCAACACGACCGUCGGCUCCGUCGACGGCAGCUUUAUCCACGGUUCGCGAACAGAGAUGAACUCGGUUGCAGGGCUCAUCACAGCAGACAUCCUCCCAUUCAAGUCGGGUGAUUACCAAUCAGAGAUAUACACGCACACACACUCUGGGCAGACGUCGUUGACGCUUCGCUCGCCGUACAAGGCCAAGAGAGUGCCGAUGAAUGGCCUUGUCAGCACGCACAAGAGUAGCUCGGGAGGGCUGGCCGUGACAUAUCCCCAAGAAUGGACUGGCCACAUCGAUGGGACAUCUCUGAGCGGAGCAUUGCACUUGCAAGGGAAAGAGUUGGAGCUACUGAACGAGAACGAUACCCCCGGAAAGAACCAUGUUGAGGCUAAGAAGGGUAAUGGUGCUAGUACUCUGAGUUUUGAUACGACAAGCGGAGAGUGUGAGAUCAAGAUCGGAAAGGUGUAAGAGAAGGCUCUGGG